Acaulospora morrowiae is the source of this 567-nucleotide messenger RNA. NCBI's taxonomy places the organism in Eukaryota, Fungi, Glomeromycota, Glomeromycetes, Diversisporales, Acaulosporaceae. The record is from the annotation of a GenBank genome assembly.
AUGUCCAAAUACAAUAAGACAUCACUCGUCUUCCUAUCGCUUGUUAUACUCAUAUUCUGCCUACCGACCUUCACCAUCGGCAGACAUGCAUCACCAUUGUCACUGCUAGACUUGGACUUCGAUUCGUCUUCGUCUUCAUCGCAUCAUCACACACUCCGAAACUACAGACCGCCACCACCACACCGACCAAAAACAAACCGAGCGUGGGUGGGUUUUUCGAGUCCACCGGACAUUGUCAAGGGAGUUGUGGUGUUCUGGGAGACGUCCAAAAAUAAUACGAUCGUCGCAGGGCAAUUUAGUACCGGAUUCGUGGAGGGAGAAGAAGCGGAUUACACAUUCAAGUUGUAUAGGGGAUCCAAGGAGGUCAUCGAUUUGAAACCGUCUGAUGACUUGUUAGAUAAAUUGUUUAAGAUCCGACCCGACGGAGCUACGGAUUUCUUCUUGUUCACCAUCGAAGACAAAUUGUUGAUUAGUGGGGAAGACUCGAUCUUGGGCACAACCUUUGUAAUUGGUCGUCCCGGAGUGUUGCUUGGAAAGAAUGAAGUUGGUCCACUGAGCUGCCAUUAG